AUGUGUCAUCAAUCGAAUAACGUCGGAACCACUGGUAUGGGGAUGAUCGGCAAUUUUGGAAAAGUAAAAAGUGGAGGUAUUGUCUUGCUUGGGGCCACUACAAUUCAAUUGGCGAAGUUUUUGACAUCAGAAGUGUUUUCGAGAGCGCUUUACUUCUGGGUUCAGGCUGGCCCGAUUGUUGUUCACUACAAGUUCACGAGAUGGUUCUUGAAGAAAACAAAAGCACCUUUAGAAAAGCGCAACGAGGUCUACGACUCUUUACAUAACAAGUAUAGCAAGCGGUCCUUCGAUAUCGCUUUGCAUCUGAGGGGUCUUUAUGUCAAGAUGGCACAAAUUAUUUCCAGCCGGCCAGAUUUCGUGCCACCCCAGUACGUUGAUAUAUUCAUAACUGCAGAAGACUCGUUGCCACAAUGGUCAAUAGACGAAGUUGUCAACGAGAUCAACGGAACUUUGCAUUCCGAAUUUGGACUUUCUUUUGACGACGUCUUUGAGGGCAUCGAGUCGAUUGCACUAGGUUCUGCUAGCAUAGGACAGGUUCACAAAGCAAAGCUCAAGCCAGAGUACGCUUCUGCUGGUGGGUACAAGGGCGGCGACAUUGUCGCAGUUAAGGUAAUGCAUCGAGGAGCAGAGGGAAGAUUUCAUCACGAUUUCCAAGUCUUUCGCUGGCUAUGUAAAGUUGCACUAAAAGGCUGGGGGCCUAUUCUUGACGAAUGCUAUAGUCAGAUCAUGUCUGAGUUUGACUACCGUAAUGAGGCAAGAUCUUUGUCUAGAGUGCGGCGGAAUAUGAUGAUAAGCCCAUUUCAAGGACGCAUCGUGGUACCUGAGCCAGUUUCGAAGUUGUCUUCCAAGGAGCUACUGAUAAUGCAGAUGUUGGAAGGUAAGAAGUGGAGUGAGGCCAUCGAGGAUGAUCUAGCACUUGCCCUUGGUGGAAAAGAGGAAGCCAGUGCACUGAUCAAGGCGAAGCGGCUGGAUUUGAUCCUUGGCAAGGAAAAGAGGCAGGCAUUACGAGAGGGUGCCACAGAUGCUUCAGUGGGAGGAAAGAGUUCUUCGUUCGACUGGAUGAAAGGUCUUGAUCUCAAGAAGAAACUACGACUUUAUUCUCUGUACAAACGAACCAAAUCGUACGUUGACCUAAUGGUGGAUGUCCAAGGUCACCAAAUCCUGACAAAUGGAGUUUUUCAAGGAGAUCCCCAUAAUGGUAACAUCCUUCUCAUGCCCAAUGGAUCUCUUGGACUGAUUGAUUAUGGUCAAACCAAGACGCUGUCACACGAGCAACGGCUUGGUGUAGCGAGAAUUGUACUAGCAUUAGGUCGCAAAUCAGGUCGUGCAGAAAUUGCCAAAGAGAUGCGAGCGCUUGGUUUCGAGACAAAAUUCGGCAACGAGAAGACGCUUGCCAAAUAUGCAUCACUUUUCUUUGACUCUGAUGUGGCAGCAAAAGAUGAAGGAUGCUCGACACCUCAGCUAUAUUUUGCAAAGCUAACUGCUGAAGAUCCGCUGGUACAUGUACCAGAUGUUGCAAUUUUUGUAGCAAGGGCAAGCUUCAUCCUUAGAGGUAUGGGGACAAUUCUGGACAAGCAAAUUUGCACCGCAAGUCGAUGGAUGUCUCAGGCCGAAGAUGCGUUGCGAGAACAAGGGCAUGAAGAUGCAGCUCCUUUAUAG
Messenger RNA from Cylindrotheca closterium, 1659 nucleotides. The record is from the annotation of a GenBank genome assembly. Lineage: Eukaryota; Bacillariophyta; Bacillariophyceae; Bacillariales; Bacillariaceae.